AAAUACUCGAAAAAGUAGCGAGUGCAAGAGGGACACGUGCGCCCACUUUAAUUGUCAUCGACACAUCGACACAAAAACUGAAAAAUAUCGAGUGGUUGAAGUUCCUUUGUGAAGGUGAAGUUACACUACCCCAAAUCCCCGAGUGUUUCACCCCAUACAUUCCCCUCAUUCAUCACUUCAUCGAGUAAACACCGAAUUUAUGAGUAUUUCCGAUAUAUGUGAACCAGUAUCAUUUGUUAUGCCGACAGUACAAGCAUGCUAAUCAAGAAACCAAAGAAACAAUUGUUCAGGAUCUUUUGGCGUGUCGGAAAGGGAUUAAUUCUGGUGGAAUUGACAUUUCUUGCGGGUUCAUAUGUUCUUUGGUCGCGGAUGAAUCGGUCUCAAGUCUUUCGGCACUACAUGUCAGAGAAUUGGCCGAGGGUUCUCGAGAGUUAUUACAUGAUCGGAGAGACGAUCAACAGCGAUAAUAACAAGAUCAGAGAAUUUGAUUUACUGACUUGGGGAAAAGCGGAGAACUAGACAAUAAAUCAGCAUUUUCAAUAGUCAAUGGCUAUACUAAUAUGUGAACAAAGUGAUUAUCCAUGUCUUCAGUUUGAAAUAACCGCCUGGAAGACGUAAUUGUCCUCUACUUCCCUCCAAUGCCACCAGGGGCCUUCUAGUGCUCCGAAUAGUUCCUCAAUGUUUAACCUGUUCUAAGAAUUCAUAUCUUCACUUUCGACCUCCGAAAGGCCGAAAUAAUUCAGUGGUCACAAUAACUAGAGUAUUGGAGGGGUUUGGUGGAUCGACUGGUGGCUAUUUCAAUUGAUUGCCUGGGGUAAUCAAUACAAAUGCUUAAUGGCGCUCGGAAAAGCACUGUUCCUGCUGGCUAGUGUCCCUAUGCUCGGUUAUGUUUUGAUGAAAAUCGUGACUCCGGAUGAGAGAAAUAUUCCUUUUAAGCAAUAUCCGAAGAAUUCGAACAUCCCCACGUACCAGGCCUUCCUGAAGAAAUCCGCGCUUAUGCCAGCCUCCGAGCCUACCCCAUCGUCUCCGCCGGCCCCUCAGAAAUAGCCCUCAUCCAAGAAAUGGAGUCCUCCGAGCUAAUAGCCACCGACAGCCUUCCGGAGCGCAUCAACAAACGUGACCGCGAGCGCAAGACAAUAAUCGAGCGCAGACGAGAGGAAAAACAGCAGCUGACUGUCGACAGCGAGCAGUUGGGCUUCUUCAAGGACGCCUUCUACGCCUCCUGCAGCAAGAUAAAAUCCCUCCUGGAGUCAGCCCCAUCGACCCCGACCCCCUCCCUCCCAGGUCUCUUCGACAAAGCCAGCAAGGAGAUCCUGACCCUCAAGAAUUACCUCUCACAAUCGAAGAUAUUCCUCAAGGUUUACGACAUAAGACGAGCUCAAGAGACCCUCCAACAUCUUGAGAACGAGGCCUCGGAGUUGGAGAUGAAGCUUCUUCCAAAGAAAAAAUUUGGCUUCAAAAAUAGAAGAGUAAUAAAGAAACCGUCGGACACGAAGACAAUUGAUGUCACUGAUGGCCUCAAAGACAUGACCCUCUCCGAGGGAAUGGGCAAUGGCACGACGAGACAGAAUAACGAUCUGAUAGGUAAAUUCAGCGACAGUGCAAGCACAGUAACUGGAAAAACUGAUGAACGACUGAUUCUCGAUGCUGAAAAUGUCAAUAAAAAUGAUGUUUUACUGUCGGAUUUGACGAGAUGUACAGUUGUUAUUUAUGGUGCACCUUCCACUGUUCAUAUGGUGAACAUAAAGCAGUGCACAGUGCUGAUUGGUCCAGUGUCGUCAUCAGUGUUUGCCCACAGUUGCACACAAUCGACGUUUGCAUUCGCCUGCCAACAGUUGCGACUUCAUUCCUCGACGGACUUGUCCAUUUACCUUCAUGUGACGAGUAGAGCUAUCAUUGAGGACUGCACGAAGAUUAGGGUGGCACCUUACAACUGGAGUUACGAGGAUCAGGAGAGUCAUUUUAAGCUAGCUGGCCUGGAUGUUAAAGUUAAUAAUUGGGACUCUGUCGAUGAUUUUAACUGGCUGAGUUAUGAGAAACAGUCGCCCAAUUGGGGGGUUAUCAAGAGUGAACAGAGGGUCAAGAGUUGGGAGGUGUGAGGACUGGGUGAUAGGUCUGUUGGAUUUUUUUUUAUUUCAAUGGAGAGAUUCGCUGGUUUCAUUAUGUCAUUUACACGUGUAUUUUUGCGCUUUUACGGGAGAUUAAUAAAUGCACGUAAUUGAUGAAUUGAGA
Diachasma alloeum is the source of this 2232-nucleotide messenger RNA. RefSeq names its product tubulin-specific chaperone C (gene TBCC). NCBI's taxonomy places the organism in Eukaryota, Metazoa, Arthropoda, Insecta, Hymenoptera, Braconidae. The record is from RefSeq and is a predicted model, not a curated record. The coding region runs from base 1062 to 2099 and encodes 345 amino acids. Gene Ontology annotation, biological process: tubulin complex assembly; post-chaperonin tubulin folding pathway. Gene Ontology annotation, molecular function: tubulin binding. Gene Ontology annotation, cellular component: cytoplasm. The transcript is spliced from 4 exons.